Cuscuta campestris is the source of this 1807-nucleotide messenger RNA. The record is from the annotation of a GenBank genome assembly. Lineage: Eukaryota; Viridiplantae; Streptophyta; Magnoliopsida; Solanales; Convolvulaceae.
UCAGUCCAUAGCAAGGAUGAGGACUGGGACGUUCCCCAAGCACUCAAGAAGGAGAGGAGCCGGACGACCUGGUCAGACCAGGCGAACGGAACCACCCCCACGCGAUGAGCCCCAGCACAGCCGGGCGCCGCGAGAGGAAGAAGCCGAAAGCCACCCCAGGCACACGACCCGUUCUCAUGUUGAACAACCUCGGGAUCGUGUGGGCCGGGUCGAGGCACGUCUGGAGAAACUACAACGCCGGGUAGACCGGGAAGAAAAGAAGAAAAUCCUGCUGAACGAAUCUCCGUUCACAGACCGGGUUCAUGAAACCCCAUUUCCAAAGAAGGCAAAACUUGAGGUCCCGAAGUUCACCGGGAAGGAGGACCCGGAAAUUCACGUCAAAACCCUCCAUCAGAGUGGGCGGAUGAUGGGUCUUUCCGGGGAUGAGAAAUGUUUGCUUUUCUUUCAAACCCUUCGCGGCCGCGCCGCUGAGUGGUUUCAUAACUUACCGGCUGGUGAAAUCGAUUCUUUCGAUGAACUGGCUGAGGUGUUUCAAGAAAAGUUUAAAGAAAACUGUACCAAGAGGAAAAAGUUUACCUACUUAAGUACAGCCGGGCAGCGAGAGCACGAAGAUCUGACAAAAUUCCUCACCCGGUGGAAGGAUGAGGUUGACAAGGUGGAAGAGAUGGACGACAAAACAGCCAUGUCCCUCCUUGUGUCCGGACUCCGAUCCGGAGAGUUGUAUAAGGAAUUCUGUAGGAGGCCUCCCCAGUCCUACCAAGAGGCCUACAACACAGCCUGUGAUUAUGCUGACGCUGAAGCACAGGUGUCAUCUAAGAGGGAGGCCGAGCAGGGCCAUUCAAAGGAGAAAAUUUCCUUGAAAAAGGAAAUUGCACUGCCCGGACAACCGGCCGAGCAAAACAAAAAGAAGAAAACAGCCGGUAAGGAGCACUUGCAAGUCAUCUACGGCGGACCAGAAGGGGGAGACUCUGCUUCCCAAAGGAAGAAGUGGGGACGAGAACUCUACGUUGGUGCGGUGGCCCUAAAUCCCCGGUCGAAACAAGCGAGACGGGAACCAAUCACUUUUACUGACCGGGACCUUCCCGCCACAGGAGAAGAUCAUAAUGACCCCCUGGUGAUAACUAUGGACAUGGGUGGAGUUGAUGUCUCCCGGGUACUCGUUGACACGGGCAGUAGUGUUAACGUAUUGUACUUGGAUGCAUUUGAGAAGCUUAAGUUGUGUCGGACACGGCUUGAGCCCUUAAAGACUCCCCUGUCUGGGUUUACCGGGGACUCAGUCGAAGCUGAAAGGUCGAUCCUUCUAACCUGUGAACUGGGCACGGGCGACCAGGUCGUCCAAAAACAAAUGAGGUUUGUGGUCGUGAACAUCAAUUGUGUUCACAAUGCCAUUCUGGGCCGGCCUAGAAUAAACAAAGUCCGUGGGGUCAUCUCCAUGGCUCAUCUCUGUAUGAAAUUCUAUACCCCGGGCGGUAUAGGACAAGUCAAAGGGGAUCAAAAGAAGGCCCGGCAUUGCUAUUUGGAAGCUGUAAAGAAAAUGACAAAGGCGUUUGAGAGAGUCACUUUGGUCUCUCAGGAGGAAGACCGGUCGAAACUAGAACCGGGCGAUGAAACCGAGCAGAUUGUUCUACGGGAAGCUUUCCCAUAAAGAAUGGUACGAAUUGGAAGAGAUCUGCCCGGAGGACUUCGAGAUGAAAUCAUCUCAGUUCUUCGGGAAUAUGCAGAUAUUUUUGCCUGGAGUGUGGCGGAUAUGUCGGGCAUUGACCGCUCUGUUAUAUGUCAUCGUUUGGCUGUGAUGGAAGGGAGCCGG